AUGCUUUUCCCCGAAGAGGACGCGGCGCAGCUAAAGACAUGGAUAGUCAAGCGCAUCGAGAACACUUCCGAUGCCGACUCCGACGUGCUAGCAGAUUACGUCAUUGCUUUGUUAAAGCAUGAUGGCGACGAAGCCGCUAUUCGCAAGCUUUGCGAGAAAGAAAUUCCAGACUUCUUGACCGAAGACUCGAAAGCCUUCCUAGACGAUGUGUUCCAGGCACUCACUUAUAAAUCUUACAUGCCUGGUGCACCCCCGGUGCCAAAUCCAACUCCCAAAAACAUCCCCAAGCCUUUAGCGAAUCUGCCCCCCAAACCAUCGAACUCGAGAAAACGCGGCUUCGAAGAGAGCCAGGAUGUCAACGACCAGAACGGCUAUACGCAACGCGGCGAGCGAGCACAUAAACAGCCUCGAAGAGGUGGGCGGCGAAAUGAGUCGUUUGGUGCAUACAUGCAACGUAUGGAUACGAUGAACGUGCCGCCUUUUGAUACAACUACCAAUCCAAUGGAAGUCUUCAUGAGAAUGCAGGCUAUCGGAAUGCCGUUCCCGGGCAUGCCAGACUAUAGUGGGCAAGCACUAGGGAGCAGACAACACAAGCGCGGAAGGUGCAGAGAUUUUGACAGUAAAGGUUUUUGCUCGCGCGGAAGCACCUGUGUAUAUGAUCACGGUCAAGAACCUGAUGCAGCUGGAGACUACAGUAUGGGCGGUGGGUUUAUGGAUAUGGCACAGAUCAUGUCCCAUGGGCCACAAUUUCUGGUAGAUGCACCUCGUGGCGGACGAGGUGGCCGAGGUGGGAAGAGGACCCGAGGAGGCAAAGGCCCCAAGGGUACGAGGUCAACUUUUUCUGCCGAUGGACCUAUCAACGAUCGGUCGAAAUCAACAAUUGUGGUUGAAAAUAUUCCGGAGGAAAAUCUUUCCGACGAUCAGGUCCGCAACUUCUUUGCGCAGUUUGGCAAUAUCCAAGAGGUGUCAAUGCAACCGUACAAGCAUCUUGCCGUCAUCAAAUAUGAUAACUGGGAUGAAGCAAGCGCCGCUUACAAUUCUCCAAAAGUCAUAUUUGAUAAUCGAUUCGUCAAAGUAUUCUGGCACAAGGAAGAAUUGGACAGAGCAAGCCAACGUGGCUCGAGGUCUGGCGCCAGAGGGGCACGAGAAGGCUCCAACGGAGGCGACAUUGGUCAGACAGAAGAGCUGGACUCGGAAGAGUUCCAAAGGAGGCAAGAAGAAGCCCAGAAGUCAUACGAAGAGAGGGAAAGCAAACGCUCCGAGCUAGAAUUAAAGCGUCAAGACCUCGAGAAACAGCAACAGGAGCUACUAGCGAAGCAUCGUGCCGAGACGGAAAGGUUGCAAGCGAAACUGUUAGCCAAGUCUGGCCGCGGAGAUAAUGGCGUCACAUCCGAUGAGAACGGCGCUUCGACUGGCUCAACAGAUAUGCUGCGAGCGAAGCUGGCGCUGCUGGAGCAAGAGGCCAAGAUUCUGGGCAUUGAGCCAGAAGUUUCCAACGUUGAAGACAGUGGCAGCAUAGGAGGCUUCCGUGGCGGCUACAGAGGGAGAGGCAAUCGUGGCCGGGGUACCUAUGCCAGGGGCGGAUAUGCACCACGCGGACGAGGGUCCCUCAGAGGAAACGGCGCGCGGCAUGCUGCCUAUGCGCAAUUCUCAAUAGAUAACAGACCCAAGAAAGUCGCCAUUGCUGGUGCUGAUUUCGCGACGACGGAGAAGAAUGAAGCAUUGCGUCAUUUUCUGAUUAGCAAUGGUGAAUUCGAAUCUGUUGAAAGCGGCGUUGAGAAGACGACGGUGUCGUUCCCCGAUCGCAAGACUGCAGAGAAGUUUUAUUUUUCCCUACAGGGCAAGGAGCUUCCCGGGGUUUCGGGCAACUUGGAGCUGUCUUGGGUCAACACGCCACUCCCACCUGUAGCAGCUGGUGGUUCAUCUUCAUUCUCAGUCGGUCCGUCGGCCACUGGCAAGGCCGCGGGCGAGAGCGAGGCCGUCGGGGGAGACUUUGGCAACAUGGGAGAUGGAGUGGAAGAAUACACAGGGGCGUCGGCGGCAAAACAAGACGAGCCGAAGCGAGAGGUAAAUAUGGACUACGAAAUGCCAGACGAGGAGGCCUGGUAG
Molecule: messenger RNA, 2109 nt
Organism: Cordyceps militaris CM01
Lineage: Eukaryota; Fungi; Ascomycota; Sordariomycetes; Hypocreales; Cordycipitaceae
Product: CCCH zinc finger and RRM domain protein
Exons: 5
Coding region: 1-2109 (702 amino acids)
Biological process (GO): mRNA processing
Cellular component (GO): nucleus
Molecular function (GO): RNA binding; metal ion binding
Source: RefSeq, a predicted model, not a curated record